Molecule: messenger RNA, 132 nt
Organism: Entrophospora sp. SA101
Lineage: Eukaryota; Fungi; Glomeromycota; Glomeromycetes; Entrophosporales; Entrophosporaceae
Source: the annotation of a GenBank genome assembly
AUGUCCACCGAAACUAUUUCAAGCUACCAAACACUUUCGGAAAUUAAUUUAAAAGAAGAGAUUGAUAGAUAUGAAAAUGAUGAAGAUACAAGUGAUGAACAUAAUAAAAAAAGUGAAGAAAAAAAAUAUUAG